Messenger RNA from Rhinocladiella mackenziei CBS 650.93, 459 nucleotides. RefSeq lists its product as uncharacterized. Lineage: Eukaryota; Fungi; Ascomycota; Eurotiomycetes; Chaetothyriales; Herpotrichiellaceae. The record is from RefSeq and is a predicted model, not a curated record. The coding region runs from base 1 to 459 and encodes 152 amino acids. The transcript has a single exon.
AUGAACCAAAUACCUCUGUCCUUCGCUUGUGGUCUGUACGAUCGAUUGGUUCCUUUGGCAACAGGCCAGGUCAAACGUGCAGGCAUCUCCUUGAUCUUUCUUGACAUACAUCACCCCAGAGAAAUCUUUGACCGUAUGACGGGGAAUCAUGGAUUUGAUGCAUCCGAAUUAUCCAGCUCCGAGUAUAUCACCAGAUAUGCUGCUGGAGAUGUCGAGAAACCUAGAAUUUAUGGACAGCCAUCAUCUUCGCCACCGAUGAAGACAUUGAAUAUCACAAAAAAUGGGUGGCAGAAGUCUCUCAGUAAAAUGCUUCAAGAUGACGAACUGGACGCUAUCAUCAGUCCUGACAAGCCAUCAUCUAUGAAAGAAGCUUCCUACCUUCGACCGCUGUUUCCAAACUUCAAAGUAGUGGAGAUGGAAUACUUCAAGAAGACUGGCAUUUUCCUAUCAUGCACCUAG